AUGGAAGGAGAGAGAUAUGUGAGUUGCGAUGUCCAGGAGAUACUGGAUUCUAUCCAAGCCCAUCGGAUCGGAAAGGAAGAAAUCGGCAUAGUGCACAGGAUCGGGGUGGACAAGGCGGUCUAUAUCUACAAGCAGAUGAUGAGAAUGCGGUGUAUGGACGAGGCAAUGGACAGAGAGUACAAGAGAAAGAACAUCAGAGGGUUCUGCCACCUUUCGAUCGGACAGGAGGGGAUAUAUGCCGCUCUAGAGUAUGCGAUGGAUGGAGAUGUGGCGGUGUCUUCGUACAGAUGCCAUGGAAUUGCAUAUGUGACUGGAUGCAGCAUUCUGGAGAUCAUGGGAGAGGUUCUUGGAAGACAGGCCGGGGUGUGCAAGGGCAAAGGAGGGUCGAUGCACCUGUACAACAAGAGCUUCUUUGGAGGCCAUGGGAUUGUUGGUGCACAGAUACCUCUUGGGCUAGGCAUGGCAUAUGCACUGGAGUACAACAGAAGAAUGGGCUGGAGCCAGGGCGGGAAGGUCUGCUAUGCCUUCUAUGGAGACGGGGCAGCAAACCAGGGCCAAGUGUGGGAGAGCUUCAACAUGGCAAUGGUCUGGAGACUGCCCAUAGUUUUUGUAUGCGAAAACAACGGAUAUGGAAUGUGGACCCCUGCAAGCAGUGUCAGUGCAGACACAGACUUCUAUCUCAGGGGAGGGGCAAUACCGGGGAUUCGGAUUGGGCACGGCAACAUCUUUGGGCUGAUGUCUGUCUUGAAGUAUGCAAGGAAAUACUCUGUCGAGAACGGGCCGAUCAUUGUGCAGAUUGACACGUACAGGUUCUGCACACACUCUGCCGCCGAUGAGAGAGAGUCCUACAGGAGCAGGGAGGAGGUGGAUGCCGAGAAGAAAAGAGACUGCAUGGAGGACGUGGGAAGACGACUCCUUGCAUUCUACUCUGAAGAGGAGCUCGAUGCCUUGAGGAGCAGCAUUCUUGCCGAGGUUGAACGAGAUGUGGAUGCUGCAAGGAAGAGCAGGCCCACGGAGGAAGACGAGCUGUGCAGAGACAUCCUUCUAUAA
Encephalitozoon cuniculi GB-M1 is the source of this 1050-nucleotide messenger RNA. RefSeq lists its product as uncharacterized. Lineage: Eukaryota; Fungi; Microsporidia; Unikaryonidae. Gene Ontology annotation, molecular function: oxidoreductase activity, acting on the aldehyde or oxo group of donors, disulfide as acceptor. The record is from RefSeq and is marked provisional. Bases 1 to 1050 code for a protein of 349 amino acids. The transcript has a single exon.